AUGGAUGCGAUACAAGACGAAGAAGGAUGGCGCUUCGUCGGCGCCCUCUCUUCCUUCCAAGACCUUAGCCAUAGCCACCUUCACGAUGGCACCUGCCGAGUUCUGACUGGAUGCAAGACCUUCCGUAUCCCCAGGCCAGAGCAGGACAAGCCAAGAACAAGUCAGUCCCGUUCGAGCCUGGACGAGCAGGUGCUUGUUUUCAAGUACAAGGGGUCCAUGCACGCCAUUGACAACGUGAGUGCCGUCAUCUGCUUGCUUUACUACCUGCACUUCCAAGCUAAGCUAGGUUGGGUUAUGCUCAAACAGAGAUGCCCGCACUCCUCAUUCCCACUUAAGCAGGGCACCGUCUUCGACAUUGAGGAUGCAGGUGCGGGGGUCAAGUGCUUCCGCCAUGGCUGGACGUUUGAUCUUCUUUCUGGACGGGCGGAUCGUGGGAAUGGGAGUAUUAAGCUUGCGUUUUGGGAUAUUGAGCUCCGAGAUCUCGGGCCGCUAAAGGCUGGGAUCGCUAUUGGGGUUGACGAGGGCGAUAGUGAUCAGGAGGAUGGUGGCGUCGCUGAUCAGGGAGUAUGGGUCAGAAGGCAAUCAUAG
Messenger RNA from Aspergillus mulundensis, 588 nucleotides. RefSeq names its product Rieske (2Fe-2S) protein. Lineage: Eukaryota; Fungi; Ascomycota; Eurotiomycetes; Eurotiales; Aspergillaceae. The transcript has a single exon. Gene Ontology annotation, molecular function: 2 iron, 2 sulfur cluster binding. Bases 1 to 588 code for a protein of 195 amino acids. The record is from RefSeq and is a predicted model, not a curated record.